UUAUGUGUUGGAAGAUUCAUGAAGUUUUGGCACAAUGGGGAUAAUUCCCGAAAAAAAGUGUUUCAAAGAACCUUCUCAACUCAUUAAAUUUAUUGUAUUAUUCGUUUGUUGUAUUUUCACUUGUACUCAGGUUGCACAGUGCUUAGAAAAAUACCUUUACCCACCUGCAUCGACACAUGCAGAGUUCAUCUUAAACGAUAGUAUACGAUAUCCGUGCCUAACAAUAUGUCGACGUCCAUCGUUCAAGAUUCACUUAUUUCAACCAUUUGGUGUACUAACUUCAUCAAUAGAAUCUCCUAACGCCUUUCGUAAUUUCGAUUUUUUUAAAUUUAAUUUGACCAAUUUCUUCGAUGCCACAACGUAUAAUUUUCAUGACAUUUUUGGUCAAAUCGCUUACGGUUCUCAGGGCUACUCUUCAAAAUAUCCCAAAUUAAGUUUAAAAAUCACACCUUCAUUUCAUAUAAAGAGAGGAAGAUGUUUCACUUUUCAACCAUUAAGACCAACCGACAUUUUUUCCAUAUCUGGUGGUUACGUAUUUUAUAUGUUUCACGACAAUAGAAAUCAACGGCUGAAUGAUUACGGUGUUUCCACGCAUGGUUUUCAAAUCUAUUUACAUCAACCGAACGAAGCUGUAACAUGUAAGUUUAACAAUAUCAUCUUAGGAACAGGCAGAAUUGCGAUAUGUGUUACCGAGACGAUUUGGACGACAGGUUUUACUGCGUUGCCAAAAAAAGUAUUAUUCUGCAACUUCAGAAAAACCAAAAAAAUGCAAAAGAAAAAAAAUGCAUCGAGUAUUGGUGAAAAUACAUCAGUACCAUCGACAUCAACCCUACCAACUAAUCCCACUGUCAACAAUGACGCAUAUACACCAAGUGCUUCAAGUCAACAAACUUAUUCUACUGUUACGGAUUCAGAUAUAGCAUCAAACUCAAGUCUAGGUAGUACUGUACCUGAACCUGUUGUAAUACCGAAGCCAGCAGUUGAAUUAGUAUCAAAUGAACCAGUAUUAUCUUUUUCUGAAGAAUCUCCUGUAGUAUUUGAAUGUAUCGUUGAUUCUACUCCUCAUAACAUUUCAUUUGAAAGUGAUGUGAAUACUGACGAAAACCACGCAUGUAUAUAUUGUGGUCAAAAAACUAAAAGACACAAAUUAAAAAGAUUACCACUGCAUGCGUGCGAUAAAAACAGUUUUUUAAAUAAAUUGAAUAUCAGCUUGCUUUCAUGCAAUUUGGAAGCCCAGAGUCGUUUACCGGAGCACACAUACAACAGGAUAUUUUUAACAGAGUAAAAAAAUUUAUCUGCGAAAUUUAUGUUUCUGGAUCACUUGAUGUUGAUGCUGCCCGACUUCAGCUGUUUUUAAAUAAUUAUACUGUUUCUGAUGUAAACGAAGAAUUUAAACCAAAAAGUUUAAAAAAUUUUGAUGCUAGCAAUUUACCACCAUGCAAAACUGAAUUAUUUCAACAAUAUCUCCGAGCUAAUAACAUUGCUAGCAAAUGAAAAACAACCAACCAUCUUUACUCCUGAAAAUAAUGGCUGGACGUUAGAAGAAAACCAGUAUCACUUUCAUUGGUUUGAUGGUGACCAAUUACCAGGAGAAGUCAGUGAAGCACUUCGAGAUCCAGAAGAAGCUGACAGCAACGAC
Psylliodes chrysocephalus is the source of this 1639-nucleotide messenger RNA. NCBI's taxonomy places the organism in Eukaryota, Metazoa, Arthropoda, Insecta, Coleoptera, Chrysomelidae. The record is from the annotation of a GenBank genome assembly.